Pollicipes pollicipes is the source of this 624-nucleotide messenger RNA. Its product is annotated as potassium channel subfamily T member 1-like. Gene Ontology annotation, cellular component: plasma membrane. Gene Ontology annotation, molecular function: outward rectifier potassium channel activity; intracellular sodium-activated potassium channel activity. The transcript is spliced from 6 exons. NCBI's taxonomy places the organism in Eukaryota, Metazoa, Arthropoda, Thecostraca, Pollicipedomorpha, Pollicipedidae. Gene Ontology annotation, biological process: potassium ion transmembrane transport. The record is from RefSeq and is a predicted model, not a curated record. The coding region runs from base 1 to 624 and encodes 207 amino acids.
AUGUCUUACGGAUGCGACGCGCUCAACCGCUCCAAGUUCCAAACCCAGCGCAACCUCACCAAGGAGCAGUUCAUGGAUAGCCCUAGCAUUAACUGGGCGGCGAUCUGGUGGGUGGACCGUCGGCUGGAGCUGUGGAUCACGCAGACCGGGCUCGCCCUCAUCAGCCUCUCCGAGGCGCUGCUGCUCGCCUAUCUCACAUACAAGGGCAACUUGUGGCAGCAACUGUUGAGCUUCUAUUUUAUACUUGAACUAGUGAACACGAUACCAUUUAUUGCGACGGUGUUCUGGCCGCCACUACGUAACGUGUUUGUGCCAGCUUUUCUCAACUGCUGGCUAGCCAAGUACGCCCUGGAGAAUAUGUUCAAUGACCUUAAUCGUGCCAUGCAGCGGUCCCAGUCUGCCUUAUCACAGCAGCUGAUGGUACUAUCAGCUACACUACUCUGCCUCGUCUUCACAAGCCGGAGAGCAGUCGGCCUGCGUUCCACACCUGACCACCUGUUGCCGCUGCGGCACGCGCCGCCGGGCCACGUGCUGUGCGAGCAGUACCGGGCGGCGCGGCCGGCCGUCUGCAACCCGACGGCCGCCGACUCAGCGGACCUCCGACCUGGGCGCGCGAGCCGCUGA